Molecule: messenger RNA, 1293 nt
Organism: Acanthamoeba castellanii str. Neff
Lineage: Eukaryota; Discosea; Longamoebia; Acanthamoebidae
Product: PPR repeat-containing protein
Exons: 4
Coding region: 1-1293 (430 amino acids)
Molecular function (GO): protein binding
Source: RefSeq, a predicted model, not a curated record
AUGCGUGGCAUCGAAGCCAAGCAGCGGCUCGAGUGGGUGCAGCGUGCUCUGUACGUGAGGCCAGGUCCAUUGGCGCAGCUGAUAUCGUUCGCCCAGCGCUCGGGCGACCCCGCCUUUCUCAGCCAAUCGCUGGCCGCGCUGCCCAAGGUGCGGAUGGGCAACACGAUCGGCUACGCGUCGCUGGUCUCCACGCUGUCGGCGACCAACAACCUCGACGAGAUGUUCUUUGUCUAUGCCCGUAUGAAGGAGGAGCGAGUGCCGCUCAACAUCUUCAGCGCGGGCGCACUCAUCAACGCUUCACUCCGUCACAACAAACUGGAAAGGGCGUUCGAGGUGCUACACGACAUGAAGCUCUACAACCUCAGGAUAGACAAUGGGCUCGUCAACAGCUUUGUCACCUACUUUUUAGAGAAGCGGGACGUGGAUCGGCUGCUCUCUGUGUUGGACGCCCUGGGCGACAGGAGUGAUCUCAGCAUCGAUCGCGUGUCCAUUUUGGAUGAGCUGUGGCAGCGGCUGUCGAGCCCUCAUGAGGACUCCUCCCUGGCCUAUCGAUUCAUCGAGCGACUCUCGGCGGCCGUCCCUCCGGCUUCCGACGGAACGACACAGUCGACAGCCAGCGGACAGUCACAACAACUACAUCAACGACAACAAGGAGAAACAAAGGAAGGCGAAAACGAAGGUGGACAAGGGGAAGAAGGUGAUGGGCGACCACAAGAGUCGGAGGCGGACAAGUGGGCGCGGGUCGGCGCGUACUGGCACGGGCGGAUGGACCAGCUGCUGAACCAGCUGGUGACCCGGGGCCAGCUCGCGCGCGCCCACGACCUCACGGAGCUGAUGGUCUCGCGAUGGCGGCUGCAGCCCCACAAGCGGAUCAUCACCGUCUUCAUCCGGGCAUGCAUCACACGCGAGGCGGCCAUCAACGCCAGGGGCGGUGUCAUCAGCGGCGACGACCAGCGUCGGCCCGUGCAGCUGCUGGACGAGGUGGGGCGCAUGGUGGAGGAGGGCCGGCUCGAGGCCGAUCUGAUCACCUUCACGGCCCUGAUCGACGCCAACGCGCGGCUGCGGCGGAAGGCGACGGCUCUCCGCUUCUUCGAGCUCAUGCAGCAGCGGGGCAUCAAGGCCGACACGACCACCUACCGCGUGCUCCUCAUCAUGUGCUCGGUUCUGCGUGAUAAGAAGGAGGGCCUGCGGCUGCUGGACCAGGCCGAACGGGAGGGCGUCGGCCUGGAGAUGGCCCUGUUCACCGACGUAGUCCGCACCAUUCGAGCACUGCCCGACGGGGCCACACCCUAG